AGGUUUUUUGCUGAUUGUUAUUGGGACCAUCAGCUCUUCCUUCAGUAUGAUAGUCACCAUAAAGAAAGUGCAAAGCCCCAGGAGCUAUGGGCAGAAAAACCUUUGGGAACUGAGAGCUGGGACACAGAGAUCUGGGAGUUGAUAGAGCACAGCAAUAAUCUAAAAGCAACACUGGCAGAAAUCAAUGCCCAGCAGGAGCAGAAAGGAGGAGUCCCUGAAACAGCCUCUCCUCAACUUCAAUAUGUGGAAAGGGGAGCGACUUUGGUCACAUGCCUGACUAACUUUGCCCUUUCUUCUCUAGUGUCCCCAGCAGUAAAUGUGACCUGUGGUGAGGCGCUGGAGGACACCAUCAACAUGACAUAUUGGGCUUUUGGCUUCUAUCCCCAGAAUAUCUCUGUGACCUGGCUUCAGGAUGGGGAACCACGGAGCCAGGACACCCAGCAGUCUUGGGGUGUUUUUCCCUAUGUGAAUGGGACCUACCAGACCUGGGUGUCCAUUAGGAUUCCCCAAGGACAAGAGCAGAGGUUCUGCUGCUAUGUGGGAUACAGAGUGUUAUGCUCGAAUUCGGGACCCCCAAAGACCACCAGA
Molecule: messenger RNA, 588 nt
Organism: Ictidomys tridecemlineatus (thirteen-lined ground squirrel)
Lineage: Eukaryota; Metazoa; Chordata; Mammalia; Rodentia; Sciuridae
Source: RefSeq, a predicted model, not a curated record